Cuscuta europaea is the source of this 544-nucleotide messenger RNA. The record is from the annotation of a GenBank genome assembly. Lineage: Eukaryota; Viridiplantae; Streptophyta; Magnoliopsida; Solanales; Convolvulaceae.
UUUCAAGGCUGUAAGAUGGAAACGUCCUACAUGAAAAUUAAAAAUGAAUACUGAUGCAAAAUACCUGAAUAACUAUGCAACGGGUGGAGCUAUUAUGAGGAACACUGAAGGAAAGAUGAUUUUUGCUGUUUCAUAUCCUCUCCUUGCAGCAUCUUCCUUGGAGGCUGAAAUUGCAUCCGUUUUCUAUGCGAUUGAAUGGGCGCUGAACGAGGGCUACUUGGAUUUCAUGGUUGAGAUGGAUGCCGCAGUAGCUCUCAGGUAUAUCACCGAAGGCGAGGUGGGAAGAUGGAGAGCCUCGUUUCAAGAAAAUCUACUGAAGGCUAAUAGGAAAGGUGUUAGCUUCAGCCAUGUUUUACGUGAGGGUAACUGGGUCGCACAUUUUUUGUCUGAAUCUUCAUCGGCCCAAAUCAAUAAAUUCAAUAUGAUCUGGUUUCUGAUCUUCCUGGUCCGGCCCGUCAAGCUUAUCGAUCUUUGUGAUUUGUUUAAUAUUCUAUCUUUUAGAUAUGCUUAUUAAUGUUAGCCAUUGGGUCAGUUUUAGCCCCCU